Molecule: messenger RNA, 1245 nt
Organism: Megalobrama amblycephala (Wuchang bream)
Lineage: Eukaryota; Metazoa; Chordata; Actinopteri; Cypriniformes; Xenocyprididae
Exons: 2
Coding region: 425-1087 (220 amino acids)
Source: RefSeq, a predicted model, not a curated record
GUUCAUCGUCAAGCUCCUCCAGCAACCCAGGACUUGACACACAGUGGGAUGACAACUUUGAAAUUCCAUGGAGUAAAUUUCCUGAGGAAGUGAUGCAGGCUUUAGAGAGGGGGAAAAGGCCAGGCCCAAAACUAAGGAGGCAAAUGGUCUGGAUUGUUGUGACUGAGAUGAUGGAAAAAUGCCCUCGUGUAGGUAAAAAGCAUUCAACUGACGUUGCAACAAAAAUGGUGGCAAAAUAUCCAGUUCUCUCCAAAAUGUAAUAGAGGGCGAUAUUGUUGGAAAAGGCUACCAUUCCCUUGUCAAACAGUUGCAAAACAGAAAUGAAAAUGUGAGGCGCACUUCAACACCCACAAUAAGAAAAAGAAAACAUCAGACUGAUGACUCAGACCACACAGACGAGAUCCCAUUAGAAGAGAGAGCAGCAAUGCAGGACACUUAUGGAUGCAUUAAAUGGAAUGUAAAAUUUCUGCCCCUUGAAGAAACUCAACAGAGCCAGCAGCAAAAGAUGGAAAAACUCAAGGUAAUGUUCCAACACUCUGAUGCCAAUCCAGAGGAGGUGAAUUGUCUAAUGAAGUCCACGUUUUACACACAGCGUCAACAUGUCAACCAGGGGAAAAGUAUAAAAUGCCUUAGAGAGGAGUGGUGGUUUUGGUUUGAUGAACUUGGCAUGUCACUCCACUUUAUGGAACUCACUGGGAUUGACCUCAAAGAGACAUUCACACGAAAUUUGGAUUUGAAGGGAAAAAGGCUUCUCAACUACUUGACCACAGUUUGUGUCAACAAGAGCAAGAAGUUCCUUCAGAAUUAUGCAAGGCUUCAGAGGAUGCGGGGACUGCAGAGUGGCUUUUCAGAUGAUGUGAUAGAGAUGAUCCUGCUUCUACUCGGCUACUUUGAUGAGAAGGAGGAGUCCAUGUUCUUCCAUGUAGAAGAUACAUGUCUGGCAGAAGAGGUCCAACUGGAGCAAGUGCCUCUGACACCCACUGUUAUUGUCUGUGGACAGUCCUGCUAUUCCUCCACAAGGUACAUGCUGAGUCUGGAUCGGAACCUUAUCAACACAAACAUCUCCUCCUUCAUUUCUGCAUUGUGAGAUGCAUUCAGAAGCCUACAUCUCUGAUGGUUUGGGGUUGCAUUAGUGCGUGUGGCACAUCUGGAAAGGCACCAUCAAUGCUGAAAGGUAUAUCCAAGUUCUAGAACAACAUAUGCUCCCAUUCAGAUGUCGUCUCUUUCAGGGAAGACCUUGCAUUU